GCGACGGCGACAGCCAACGAGUUGACCCUUCCCUUCCUUUUCUCACCUUUUCUUUUUCCUUUUCCUUUGCUUUCUCUUACCCGCAAGUUGCUCCAAGUCCCCGAGCAGCCAAGUCUAUCCACGACAGAAUUCGCACGAACCCGCAACCCCGGUCGAGCACUCUAAUAGGUGUCACCGAUCCUCAUCACAUCCACCCGCACACUCGAACUUGCGAGUAGACUUGAGGUCUGAUAGGACUAUAGAUCCUCGCCUUCACUUAGCUUAGAAGAAUAAGCGACUUGCAUUCGACAAUCAUGGCAUCGUCAUCUUCCGCAUCUGCGUCAUCAUCAACGGCUGGGGGGUCCUCAUUAACAGCCCCACAAGGCCAGAACGCACAUCCACUACUCGCCAAUAACGAUGAGAAGAACAGCGUCGUGAUCAAGGUCGGGAUGGUGGGAGACUCACAGAUCGGAAAGACGAGCUUGAUGGUCAAAUACGUCGAGGGCAGCUUUGACGAGGAUUAUAUCCAAACGCUAGGUGUCAACUUCAUGGAGAAGACGAUCUCAGUGCGACGAACAACCAUCACCUUCUCAAUAUGGGAUCUUGGCGGGCAAAGAGAAUUCGUGAACAUGCUUCCGCUCGUGUGCAACGAUGCCGUCGCUAUCCUUUUCAUGUUCGACCUCUCGCGGAAAUCGACGCUAAAUUCCGUCAAGGAAUGGUAUCGACAAGCGAGAGGCUUCAACAAGACAGCCAUCCCCUUCCUCAUCGGCACAAAAUUCGACACCUUCGCCACUUUCCCACGAGACGAACAAGAAGAGAUCACAAAGCAAGCGAAACGGUUCGCGAAAGCGAUGCACGCCUCGCUCAUCUUCUGUUCGACGUCGGCUUCCAUAAACGUGCAGAAGAUCUUCAAGAUCGUGCUCGCGAAGGCCUUCGACCUGAAGUGUGUGAUCCCGGAGAUUGAGGGGGUGGGGGAGCCGGUGUUGAUUUAUGUGGAUGUUUGAGUGUCGGGGUUGAGGGGUUAGAACGCGAGGCGGGGUGGAGGAGAGUGUGGUGGAAGGGAACGGAAGAGACAGAAUGGGAUAGGCUGUUCGAAUAUAAUUGGAGGAUAAGAGGAAUGGGUGGCGCGGUGGACCAGAGCUAGACGACAUGUAAGAUCUAGGAUAUGGCGCAUGGGUAGGAUAAAGCAGAGAAUCCGUCGGUCACGCGCGGGGGGUGGAUGGCGGAUGGUAUCGUGGACAAGGGAGGGUUAGGUGCAUGCGUGAGGGGGAUGACCAGUACAGAGCUAUCUGUGUCUGUGGAAAAGCUUUCGGCGUGGUAUUUCGCAGACGCGAAAACGGUAACGUCGCUCCGCAUACGGCACAGAAGUCGCGCAGAUAUCCUGCGGCUGGUCAUCGAUACAUCUUGGGCUUCGACAUUCAUUUUCCUCUUAGGUUUCCCUUCUUCCUCUCCUAUGCCCCCCUCGCCCUAGUAUGCAUCACCCCUUACCCCGCCUAAACCAUAAUGUCCCGAUCUAUCUAUCAUCCUCCCUGCGCGUUUGCUUUCUGUAAGCAUGUGGCUUGCGAGAGUUCUCGUCAAUCCUUUCCUUUUGACUUUCUUUCCUUUUGACUUUCUUUCCUACGGAACCUGGAAUAUAAUGGACUCUUGAGACUGUCCUGACCACUGUGAGCGUGGCGAAGGCGGAGUCCAGCUUUCAUCACGCUUGCAUCACCCAAAAAGGUGGAUAUUUUCCGCCACCCCCUCGCUCCGCCACUCAUCUACAACUUCUCACCUUCCACUCCUCAUCCUCUCUCCCUUUUGUUCUCUUCCGGGCACUUCUUGUCUCCGCCUUCGAGUUCGUUUCAUUUUCAGUCUCAUGUGGUUGGAUCAGUCUUGGUUUCGUUGCUAUCGCAUCUCUUUCAGUAUACAUCUUCCAUUCCACUUCGUUCCAUUCUCCCGAAUCAUGCACACGAUCAUACAUCUAUACGCGUAACCGUACCGUUAUUUGCCCCCUCUUAUCCUCUACAUUUAGUCCCAUCCCGCCAGCUUACAAUUCCUGUUCGCGUUCUUAUUCCUCACUUGCUAUGCGCUCGCCCGUUCAAUGGAGCUUCAUGCACAAUCCCGCCACGUCUUCCUCGUCGUCCGCGUCAUUCACCUUUCUCGUGCUUCUCAGUUUCUGUCCAUUUCUCUUUCUGUCCGCUCUAAUCAUUCAUUACCUCCAAUCGCGCCACAGCCAACGCUUGUUACAUACAAUUUUCCCUGCAUUCGCAUUUCUCUCGUCAUAUUCUUUUUCUCCUCAUUGGAAUCACUUUGGUCUUGCGUCUCCCUCACGUUCUACCUAGUACCUCUUCUACUCUCCACCCCCCUCCAUCUUCC
Stereum hirsutum FP-91666 SS1 is the source of this 2334-nucleotide messenger RNA. Its product is annotated as small GTPase. The coding region runs from base 294 to 983 and encodes 229 amino acids. The record is from RefSeq and is a predicted model, not a curated record. The transcript has 5 exons. NCBI's taxonomy places the organism in Eukaryota, Fungi, Basidiomycota, Agaricomycetes, Russulales, Stereaceae. Gene Ontology annotation, molecular function: GTP binding; GTPase activity.